Salvelinus namaycush (lake trout) is the source of this 2048-nucleotide messenger RNA. RefSeq names its product low-density lipoprotein receptor class A domain-containing protein 1-like. The coding region runs from base 216 to 860 and encodes 214 amino acids. The transcript is spliced from 6 exons. NCBI's taxonomy places the organism in Eukaryota, Metazoa, Chordata, Actinopteri, Salmoniformes, Salmonidae. Gene Ontology annotation, molecular function: protein binding. The record is from RefSeq and is a predicted model, not a curated record.
CUGUUUACCUUUGUCACUGUGGGCAUGUCUGAGCUGGCGUGAGGUGACUGAGGGGAAACUGUUGUUUCCACAAUGCCUCAAUGGUAACCAAGUAACUAUCACUGAACCUAUCAACCUACCUAUAAUUACCUACCAUAAUAGUAUUAUGCGACUAGUUUAGCUGUGCUUUAGUAGUACUUAGAUAUGUUGAAUGGGGAAUAUUGAAGAGCUGCAAUAUGAAAUCUAACCGGACCCACCCACAGCAGAGACUGUUUGAUGACCGUUCAUUGGGGUCACCUGAUAAAGACUGCUGUGGAGAGUGCUGCAGGCCUUGCUGUCGGUGCUGCAGCAGACGAGCUGUCUGUCUCUCCAGUAUAAUACUAACUGUAGGAACAGUCCUGGCUGUAGUAGGGGUUAUACUCACUCUGGUCUUUGGGAUCCCCAAAUCACCUCCUGUAAACCGUGUCUGCAGGACAGCAGACAAUGCGACAGGCUUCAUGUGUGACGACAGAGUGACCUGUAUCCCGCCCUCUGACCUCUGUAACGGGGUCGUGACCUGCCCCAAAGGAGCCGAUGAGGACACACACUUGUGCAGUGAUCUCCCCAACAACCUUCCAGGUGGUCUUGUGUUUCGAUGUGGAAACCCUCAGUUCUGGGUCUUUACUGACAAGAAGUGUAACAACUUCAACGACUGUGGCGACUGCUCUGAUGAGAUUGGGCCUUAUGCUGGCUGUGCCCCCUGUGGUGUGUACUGGUGGCCCUGCAUACCAGUGGACUUCCAGUACUGUUCCUGCAUCCCUCGCUGUCUAUGCCGUGAUGGACGCCAGCACUGCUACGACUGGUCUGACGAGUACACCUGCCCCAAAAGUUUAACCUGCUAGGCUAACUGCCACAUCCAUCCCCUAAUCUCUGAACCAAAUCGAAGGUCUAUACUCCGGCCAUGUGAACAGUCUCUCAUCAGAGACUGGAUCCACACCAAUGGUCAGAAUCUUGGGAACAGUCACAAUAAAUAAAACAUUAUAAUUUUAUUUGUAAAAAGUUAAAAACGUAAAUAAGCUGCAGAUUGACUAAGAAAACACUCCCAAGUGUUCUUCCAGCUAAGGAGUGCUUGGGGUCCACUUAAACAAACAAAAACCACCAAAGCUAAACUAGAGGUGGAAGCUGAACUCUGCUGGAUGCAUGACAUCAGGAAGAGUUCAAAUUGAGCAGUGCAUUGUCACGCCCCCCCACACACACACACACAUUUGGGGACUGUGGACCUCGGCUACGGAGGAGACAAAGCAUCAGUAACUGUUGAGUAGAUCCAAAUCGCCUGCUGUGAGAGCUGGUGAUGAAGAAGCACGUUUAACAGGAGGGCUGUGAUGACCACUGUCCCCGACCUGCUGUUUACCAGGCCUCUUCUUGUUCCGUGAACAGGGUUUUACAUGUCCGUUGGUGGACCCUGCGAUUUCAAUGCUGUUGAGUGACGAGUGCUUAAUUUGUCCUCUUUUAGCCCCUGUGCAUUGGGCCUGAUGUGUGUGUGUGCUUGUUGCUGGUUUAUACAAAUGUAUCCUCUCCCUGGUUUUGUCUUGUUCUUUAUCCUGGAUCAGAGGUGAUGCGCUCAGGAUUCCUCUGACAAACUUCUCUCUGCCAACUGAAGAGCAAAUAGUAUUUGUCUUGUUUACAACAACAGCACCUGUACUGACAGCCAGAUCUUGUUUAUAAAAACAGCACCAAACUGGCCACUGCAGAGACAGACUGGCUUAAAAAAAUAGCCUGGUUAAGAUCGGAAUGUGCUUAUAGCCAAUUCCCCUAACCUGUAAGACUGUCCGAUUUGGCUAAAGAACACAGAUCUGGACCUGGUUAGAUUUAAAAAUGGUCUUUCAUUAAAAUAGCGAUGUAAAUACAAAGGAUGUUUACACUUACAAAAGCGAAUAGCUGAUGUUCUUGACUCUUGGAUCUUCUUUAGUUUGGGCCGUUCUGUCGCACUCAACUCCCACCGGUUUACUACCUGUCACAAACAUACAUGAAACAAGUUAUCAAUAAACUACUUUAGUACCAUAAAUGUGCUUUUUGUGUUACCUGUUCUG